Scheffersomyces stipitis CBS 6054 is the source of this 2266-nucleotide messenger RNA. RefSeq names its product rRNA-binding ribosome biosynthesis protein. The record is from RefSeq and is a predicted model, not a curated record. The coding region runs from base 54 to 2222 and encodes 722 amino acids. The transcript has 2 exons. Gene Ontology annotation, molecular function: U3 snoRNA binding; rRNA binding. Lineage: Eukaryota; Fungi; Ascomycota; Pichiomycetes; Serinales; Debaryomycetaceae. Gene Ontology annotation, biological process: maturation of SSU-rRNA from tricistronic rRNA transcript (SSU-rRNA, 5.8S rRNA, LSU-rRNA). Gene Ontology annotation, cellular component: nucleolus; small-subunit processome.
CUCGUCAAAAGAAUCUUAUUUUGACUGUGGUGUGUCGCUGAAACGAGAAACCAAUGGCCAGACAAGUGAAGAGAAGACCGCAUGCCUCGGCGAGACCGGAAUCUUCUUCGGAUUCCAAGAAGCCGAAGCUCAAACAUGGAAGACACCAAAUGAGAACCGUUACUAGAACAGCCAGAAGGCCCGGCCAACAGGACUUUGAAGAAGAAUCCCAAGACACGUAUGACAAUCAACAGCUUGGUGAAGAUGGGCAGAAUGACGAAGAAAGCGAAGAUGAGCAAGAAAUUGAACAGGAAAGUGGAAAGGCAUAUGAAGCACUUUUGACCUUGUUAAAAUCUGACCACAAGGAGUCGAAGCCAGCCAGGAAGUCUGACAAAGUGGAAGAAAACCAAGACGAAGAAGAAGAAGACGAUGAAGAAAUAGCAGGAGCUAAUGUACAAAACGAGGAAGAUCAAGAUAAUGAAGAUGACAACGAGGAUGAUGAAGAUUCAGCUCGAGGAUUAGCACAAGAUCCUCUUGAAGCCCAUUUCAAUCGUGUAGAGGAUUCCUAUAUAGACAACCAAGAGAGGUUGGUCAUCAAGGAAAGAGAAAAAUGGACUACUGUAGAAAAGAAGACAUAUGAUAACUUGGGGUACUCUUCUUUGACCCAGAGUCCUCCAGGACGAGCUAUAUCCAUUCCAUCCAAGACGAAAGUUAAGAUUUCUGACUUUUUCAUUAAGAAAAGGGUGUUGGAUGCCUUUGAGGCUACAUAUCCUUCUGAUUUUGAAAAGUUAUCUCCUUUAGACUUGGCGCUUUUAGAGCCUAUGAUGAAGUACCAGGACAUCAACUUUCCUUAUAAGACCUUCAGCAACACUUCAUACAGAAAGUUGUAUGCCCUUCAUGCAUUGAACCACAUUUACAAAACCAGAGACAGAAUCAUAAAGAACACAACAAAAUUGAACAACUAUAGAGAAGCUUUGAAAAAUGGCACGGCCAAUUUGGAUUCCCAAGAACCGGAAUUUAGGGAUCAAGGGUUCACACGUCCAAAAGUGCUUAUUCUCUUACCAACCAGAAAUUCAUGUUACGAAUUGGUUGAACUACUCAUUAAACUUUCAGGCUGUGAACAACAAGAAAAUAAGAAAAAGUUCAUGAAUCAAUUCUAUGCUAAAGAAUUACCACCAGACACCAAGCCUCUUGAUUUUAGAGACUCUUUCAAAGGAAACAACAACGAUUUCUUUUGUCUUGGGUUGAAGUUGACAAGAAAAUCAUUGAAGUUAUACUCUUCAUUCUACUCUUCCGAUAUAAUUAUUGCAUCUCCUAUCGGACUCUCUAUGAUCUUGGAGAACCCAGAUAAGAAAAAGAGACAGUACGAUUUUGUUUCUUCUAUUGAAGUAUUGAUUGUUGACAGAGCCAACCAAAUUGAAAUGCAAAACUGGGAAAAUGUGGCUACAGUUAUGCGUUAUGUCAAUAAAAUCCCUAAAGAUUUCCACGAUGCAGACUUUUCAAGAAUCAGAAUGUGGUCUAUCAAUGACCAAAGUAAGCUACUCAGACAAAAUUUGAUCUUCAGUGAAUACUUGACACCAAAUAUCAACAACUUGAUAACCUCCAAAUCUUUCAACAUCGGAAACAAGACAAAAUUCAAGCCAAUAAUUAAUUCCAACAAUUGUAUUAUGAACUCGAUUGGUUUGAAAUUGAAGCAGAUUUUCCAAAGAUUUGACAGCCCAUCGCCGGUUCUGGAUCCUGAAGUAAGAUUCAAGUUCUUCAUCAAUACUGUAUUACCAUCGUUGAUGAAAUCUUCUUCGUAUUCUGACGGUAUUAUGAUCUUUGUUCCUUCUUACUUUGACUAUCUCAGAAUCAAACACCACUUGAAGUCAUCUACCAAGUUCAACUUUGGAUCCAUUGACGAGUACAGUUCCCAGUCAAAGUCCACCAAGGCUAGACAACAGUUCAUGGCUGGCAAAAUCAAUAUCAUGUUGUACACUGAAAGAUUGCACUAUUUUAGAAGAUUUGAAAUCAGCGGGGUCAAGACGAUGUUGAUGUACGGUUUACCCAGCAAUCCAGUCUUCUACAAGGAGUUGGUAAGAUUUAUUGGUAAAUCUGUUUUUAGAGAACAAUGUGACUUGGACUUGGCUUUUGUCAAGAUCCUAUUCUCCAAAUGGGACGCUGUUACUUUAGAGAGGGUCGUUGGUAACGAAAGGGCACAUGCAUUAUGUAACUCACCUAAUGAGUUAUUUGAGUUUAGAUAGUUUUCAUAAAAAUUCUCUACAAUAUAAUAUUACAAUUUCAAGAC